This is a messenger RNA of Tetrahymena thermophila SB210, 456 nucleotides long. Its product is annotated as nucleoside diphosphate kinase. The record is from RefSeq and is a predicted model, not a curated record. Bases 1 to 456 code for a protein of 151 amino acids. The transcript has a single exon. Gene Ontology annotation, biological process: CTP biosynthetic process; GTP biosynthetic process; UTP biosynthetic process. Gene Ontology annotation, molecular function: nucleoside diphosphate kinase activity. NCBI's taxonomy places the organism in Eukaryota, Ciliophora, Oligohymenophorea, Hymenostomatida, Tetrahymenidae.
AUGUCAGCUGAAAGAACCUUCAUUAUGAUCAAGCCCGAUGGUGUCCAAAGAGGUCUCGUCGGUCAAAUCGUCCAAAGAUUCGAACAAAGAGGUUACAAGUUAGUCUCCAUGAAGUUCACCCAACCCACCAAGGAAUUAUUAGAAGAACACUACGCUGACUUAAAGCAAAAGGGUUUCUUCCCCUCCUUGAUUGCUUACAUGCUCUCUGGUCCCGUCGUUCCCAUGGUUUGGGAAGGUAAGGACGUCGUCAAGCAAGGUAGACAAAUGCUCGGUCAAACCAACCCCUUGGCUUCUCUCCCCGGUUCCAUCAGAGGUGAUUUCUCCAUCGAUAUCGGUAGAAACAUCUGCCACGGUUCUGACUCCGUUGAAUCUGCUCAAAAGGAAAUCGCCCUCUGGUUCAAGGAAACCGAACUCACCCAAUGGAAGUCCUCCACCCACGAAUGGGUCUAUGAGUGA